GUUUGCAAAUGGCCGCCGGCUAAAGAAUGUGAUGUUGUUUACAUCGUAACUCAGUUGGUGGCAAAAUGCAAGAAGUCAAUGUUCGUGUGGCUGUUCGGGUUCGGCCCCUCUUGCCUAAGGAACGCCUCGGGGGAGAUCAGAUGUGUGUUCAAGUACUACGCAACACCAAUCAGCUGAUAGUGGGCAAAGACAGGGCAUUUACAUUUGACCAUGUGUUUAACCAUAAGACAUCACAGGAGGAUGUGUAUCAAACUUGUGUGGAUCCACUUGUCAGGAGUAUAUUUGAUGGCUACAAUGCAACCGUCUUUGCAUACGGUCAGACUGGCUCAGGGAAGACCUACACUAUUGGAGGAUGUAAUAUCUCAGCCAUUACAGAAGAUGAACAUGGAACUAUUCCCCGGGCUAUUAACCAGAUGUUUGACAUCAUGAAGAGCAAUGAGGCAGUGGAGUUCUCCAUCACAGUGUCCUACAUUGAAAUCUAUAAGGAGGAGUUACAGGAUCUCCUCGAUGUAGACAAGUGCAGCAAGGAUCUCCAUGUGAGGGAAGAUGACCAGGGCAACACAGUGAUUAUUGGGGUCAAGGAGGUUGAGUGUGAGACUCUGGAUGACGUCAUGUCCCUCCUUGAGUCGGGGUCGGCAGCACGACAUACAGGCUCCACUCAGAUGAACGAACAUUCCAGCCGCUCACAUUCCAUCUUCACCAUUGUUAUAGGUCAGAAGUGGUGUGAAGAUGAUGUUCUAGCAUCAAGGCGAUCCCGGCAUACAAGUGACAGCAGCGACAUUCUUGAAGAUGAUGCAUCCAUGAGCCACACAAUGGCCGGGAAGUUCCACUUUGUCGACCUGGCCGGAUCUGAGAGGGCACACAGAACAGGCAAUGUUGGCGACCGCUUCAAAGAGUCCAUUCACAUCAAUACAGGCCUACUGUCGCUGGGUAAUGUUAUCAGUGCACUCGGGGAUCCGAAGAAGAAGAGCACCCAUAUUCCAUAUCGGGAGUCCAAGAUUACACGGUUGUUGAAGGAUUCUCUUGGCGGCAAUGCACAGACCCUCAUGAUCUGCUGCAUCAGUCCAGCCUCCGCCAACUUCGAUGAGUCACUCAAUGCUCUCAAAUAUGCUAACAGGGCAAAGAACAUAAGAAACAAGCCUAUCGUAAACAGAGACAUCCAGUCAAUCCGUUUUGAAGAAAUGCAAAGUGAAAUCAAGGCAUUGCGAGAAGAACUGGUGAGGCAGCGGACAUCGGUUGUCAGUGCUGGGAGAGACACAAGCGUGGAGAGGACACAGCAAGACUGUGAUCUCAUACAGGACCUGGAGGUCAAAGUAGUAAGAUUACAGACUGAGUGCUCCCACUACCGCAUGGUUUCAGAGGAAGCCUACAAGCAGCUGAUGGACAUCAAGGAAAGAGAGAUUUUGUCCAAGAGUCAGGACAUCAGGCUGAAGGACUGGCUGGACCUCAUGGAGGAGAUAAAAAAUAGGGUUCCCUCUACAUUAUCUCGAGAAAGUUUGGACAAUCAGACCAUAAGGGAUUUGGAGAGCGAACUUAGAAAGUGUCGUGAUGAUCUUAGAAGUGAUGAAGAUAUAUUUGCUGAGAAGACGAGAGAAGUAAAUCACCUGGCAGAGAGAAUCGAAGAACUGGAGAAGGAAGUGGCUGAGGGGAAUGCAGCACUUAAGACUUCCAUUGAGACGUGCCAGCGCCAGGAACAGCAGAUGCUGGAGCAGCAGUUGAAGAUACAGGAGCUGCAGAGAGCUCUCAAGCCAGACAUCCAAGUCGUACAUCAUGAAGUUGAUCAACAAAGUCCCCUGUUUCAAAAGAAACAUUUCCUACAAGGGGAGACGCUACUGGGUGCGAGCAGCGUCCUGGACAGCACUGCUGUUACGUCGAGCGCACCUCCGGUCACGGGCAGAAGACCCAAGUCCGUGCCCACUCACAUCAAUCGCAAGCAGGACAAUUUUUACUCAAGUCUGAGGCCACCAUCACGAAACAUCAAGACAAGUCCAGCACUGUUUUCACUAGAACGGGUCAUGCAGAGCUUCCGGGCCCGAAGCCAGCUUUUGGUGACGAGGCUUGAGGACAGUGAUGAGGUGCUGCACCAGACCUUCAGUGACGAUCAAGAGAACCAACAGCCUGGAACUGGAGAUAGCAACUUUGUCCGCCGAGGAACAUUCCGUGUAAAGAAGGGUUCAAGGAAUGAUGAAGAUAAGGAGAACCGCUUGUCUGUAGAUGACAUGCCAGAAGUCAGGAGGAGCAAGCCAGUAUCGGAUGUGCGAACAAGCACCAGGCUCAUGAGAAGUCUCGAUAUGUCUGAGAGUGACGGCACAGGGAGUCGCCUCAUCAACAUCGACAACCGCAGCAGCACUGAAAUCCAUCGAAAGAAGAUCAAGCAAACGCAGCUGAAAGUGCUGGAGGCAAACCAGAAGAUGAGAGACCUAGCCAUCAACAUCAGGAUGAAGGAGCAGCUGAUCAGGGAGCUUGUCAGGUCGGGGAAGGAUGCCGAGCUUAUGAAUAAGCAGUAUGCAGAUAAAAUCAAGGCUCUGGAAAAGGAGAAGCUCGGGGUGAAGCAGGAGCUGGUGGGGACACAGAGGGCGCUGCAGGAGCUGGGCAUGAGGGAGCAGCAGGAGUCGGUCGAGAAACAGAAGCUGCAGAGUGAAUACAGGAAGAAAAUAGAAGAGGCAAAAUCUAAGAUGUCAGCUCUGCAGAAAAAACAAAAAGAGACUGAAAAAAUAGCAAACUUUGCCUCACAGCAUGAGAAAAAAAUCCAGGACCUGGAGCUGGCAGUGGACAGGAUGAAGCAGCACUAUGAGAAUCUGCAGAGGAGGUUCAAGGACGAAACUGACCAGAAAGCCAAGUUGGAGCGUGAGAUGCAGAGAGAGCUGCAGAGAGUAAAGGAACUUGAGCUGAAGAGUGAACAACAGCAGAAGAUAUUGAAACGUAAAAAUGAGGAGAUCGCAGCAGCCCAGCGUAGACUCCGCUCAGGCUCCCUGCCUCCCAUACAGAUGGAAAACCUUGAGAAGAUGGAUGAACAGAAGAGGUGGCUGGACAGCGAGAUUGAGAAGGUGCUGGUGCUCCGGAGACAGAAUGAAGAACUGCAGGAGGAUCUUAAUCGCAGAGAAGGCAUCGUUGCAAAGAAGGAAGCCAUGUUGUCAGAGAAGAGUGAGUUGGAGAUAAAGAAACUGCGUUCUAGUCAGAUGAUCAACCACGACGUCGUGUCCAUGUCCUUGAAGCUGGAAAAUGUGGAGAAGAAGAUUGAGGAGAAACGGAAGGAGUUGUCCCAGGCAGCAGAAGAUGAGCAGGAGAAUGUGAAGGAAGAGAUCUCACGCUUGAAGCGAUCAAGGGAAAAGCUGCAGAAGAGUCGAGGAGUGAUGGACGAGAAGCUGCGGGAAGGCAGUAUCUUGUCAGCUAAAGAGGAGAGAAGACUUAUUGAACUAGAUGAAGCAAUUGAAGCUCUUGAUGCAGCUAUUGAGUACAAGAAUGAAUCAAUUCACAACAGACAGGCAGAGAUAAGACAUUCACAGAUUCAGGCUCAGAGUGAGGACAACUUGAUGAAUCGCCUCAAGUCGCUGACCACUGUGGAGACCAAGUCGCUGCUGUCCAAGUAUUUUGAGAAGGUGGUCAGUCUCCGGGAGGAGGAGAGGAAACUUGUGCUGCAGUGUGACGAGCUGGAGGUGAAGAUAGACGAGCAGGAGCGAAUUAUUCGAGAGCUUGAGAGCACUUUGCAGAGAAGUAACAUGGACUCUGAUCGUCGACUUGUUCAGCAGCAGAGGGAGUAUGAACAGAAGAUGCAACUGCUUAUGCAUCAAGUAACAGAGGGAGGAGUAGGGAACAGCUGUGGAGAUGGAAUAGAUUUGAAAGUACAGCAGCUGGAAAAAGAUCUGUAUUACUAUAAGAAAACUAGCCGGGAUCUGAAGAAGAAGUUCAAAGAGUUGAUAACGAAAGGAGUCCUUAGCUCACAAGCUUAUGAAGACAUUGGAGUUUACAGCUCCAUCCAAAGUAAUGCAGAGAAUGAAGUUUCUACCCCAAGAGCACACGUCCCCACCCCCAGGGACACCCACUCUAGUCGUGACUCUCACAUCCGUCCAGGAAGUGGUCGUGAACGACCGCCAAGCCGUCCAGUGUCCAGCCGGUCUGCACACAAGUCUAGCCAGGACCAGCCCCACAAUGCCGCCACACCGGUGAAGAUAUCUCGUAAAGAUCUGCGUCCAAUGACAGAGGAGGAGGUGUCCAUGAGAAGGUCUCAUCUCAGUCGGAGCGUUGGGCCCGCAACACCACAAGAUUCUUUGGAUUCCGCCAGCAAUCCCUGGUCAUGAAAUGUCUUGGAGUUGUCCUGCCACGCCCACGUAGUGUCCUGACGGUGCUAAUCCUAUUAUUGACAUCUAGCUUGUUAUCCCUUUCAGUAUCUUAUAAUAGAUGUGUCAGUAGACAGUUUUAGGGCCUUAAAUGCUGUCAACCAACAAAACCCAUCAGAUGUGCGCCCUAAUUACAAGAGGUAGAAAUAAGCUUGAUCUGUACGUGGAUAUAUCCCGUGUCCACAAGACCACAGCAACUAACAACCAAUUGUGUUCCUGUGUUUGAAUGUAAACGUGGAUAUAUCCCGUGUCCACAAGACCACAGCAACUAACAACCAAUUGAAUUCCUGUGUU
Molecule: messenger RNA, 4631 nt
Organism: Haliotis rufescens (red abalone)
Lineage: Eukaryota; Metazoa; Mollusca; Gastropoda; Lepetellida; Haliotidae
Product: kinesin-like protein KIF27
Exons: 36
Coding region: 66-4298 (1410 amino acids)
Biological process (GO): mitotic spindle organization; microtubule-based movement
Molecular function (GO): microtubule binding; microtubule motor activity; ATP binding
Source: RefSeq, a predicted model, not a curated record